Monosiga brevicollis MX1 is the source of this 14799-nucleotide messenger RNA. RefSeq lists its product as uncharacterized. The coding region runs from base 1 to 14799 and encodes 4932 amino acids. The transcript is spliced from 3 exons. Lineage: Eukaryota; Choanoflagellata; Craspedida; Salpingoecidae. The record is from RefSeq and is a predicted model, not a curated record. Gene Ontology annotation, molecular function: ubiquitin-protein transferase activity; ATP hydrolysis activity.
AUGGACCAGGAGCCGCCCAAGGGCAGCGCCGCUGGGGGUGGUGCCCAAGGCGAUCCAAGGCUGAGAACGGCCCCUGCAGCAAAUGUUGAAUCGGGCCAAACGUCCCCGAAUGACGCUGAUCUCAGUCAAUCCGUUUGGGAAACGGCCAGCGUCAGCAGCAGCUGCGAAUCAGAUGCGAACGACAGCGACAACGAGGGCGACAACAAAAGUCAUGGAUCCACGCAAAGACCAUGUACCGCUGCAACUGCCGAGGAGCCGACGCCGUCUCUACCGGCCGCCUCCGCGCCAAGCGUGCAGGUCGAAGCCACGGCCGCCUCCGCGCCAAGCGUGCAGGUUACAGCCGCCUCCACACCCGCGCCAAUUGCGGCCUCGGACCCGCUGGUAUCCACCACUGCCACGUCCUCCGACACGAACGAACCGAGACGGCCCGACGAGAUCAGACAUGGCGAUGGUAGUGACAGUAGCAACACUGCCGAUCUGAGCAACGUCGCCUCGCCGCAGCAACGCACAGUUGUAGACGUUGAUGCCCACGUUUCCCAUCGGCCAGCCACUCACUCCAACAACCCCGCGGAUUCGGGACAAACCCAGCAACCUGGCGCGACUGCUGCUGCACCCCCAUCCUUUGAAGCGUCUACGACACAGUCUCCACAGCCCAAAGAACUUGAUAUUUUUCUGGCUUCCUUGCAUACUCGCAACGGCCACAAGGUCUUUCAUCGUGACAGCGACCGCCCGACGUUUGUCAGUGAAGUACAAACCCAAGUGAUUCAAUACAAAGGGCAAGGCUUCGAGCUGAAGGACGGAGACGAAAUUCUUUCUAUCAAUGGCUCUGUUGUCAAUCUUGACAAUGUCAAAAAGCUCAUCGAAGAUCACAAAAAAUCAUCGAAACAAGGUGACGUUCAUCUCCGUGUGCGUCGAGGUGGUCCAACCCCAGAUCGCGCCGCCCAGCGGGCCACAAAUUCUUUCCCCACAGCGAUGACUUCGACUUCCCUUGAGCAUUGCGAGAUGGCCGUGUAUCUGGCAGUUGAGCAACAGCUGGACGCCGAUCGGUGUUUUGUUUUGACUGGUGAUGCCAGGGACCUUGGAGCAAAAGACGUUGAGCAUGGCAUUUUGUUUCAACCGACGGCUGUGUCAGGCGUACUGUGUGCUUGUGUGACGAUGGAACUGGCAUCUAGCUUCCUCACGAGUUGGCAAAAGCUAAAUCUUGAGAUUCACCUUUGCAAGCCCAAGAGCACCGCAGGCCAGAUAUUUUCCUCGUUUAAGCGCUUCUUCUCAAGCAAAAAAAGUGCGGAUUCCGAGCCAAGCCAUGCAGAACUGCUCGAGAACUUGACCACGGAUCGGGUGGUAACUCGGCAAGCCGUUCGACCGCUGAGCGAUCGACACGUCUCUGUGUUUGUGUCAAGCCAUUCGUCUGUCUCAUUCCAGAACAAGAUUGCCUUCUUGAAGCUUCAACAGCGGUCCCUUGAAGAGUGGCACAUCGACGCCAAACCAGCCCCCACAACUGCUUUGAGGGAGCAAGCCGAGUUUGUCGACGCCUUUGCCUAUGCCUUCUACAAUACCCGUGAACGUUGCGAAUGCAUGCUUGCACUUGUUCGACAAGCUGAAGACAAUCUCCCUCAGCGUGUGGCACUUCUGCCUCUCUUCCAUGCGUUUUUGGCUGCAGGCAAGAUCUAUUUGGAUGGUGUAGACAAAUACUUUCUGCAGCGCGCCUAUCGCGAGGCGCCACCGUUCGUGCAGCGAAUCGCUUCUCAACUAGAGCCAGCAGUGGCGGAUCGCAUGGAAAAGGUGCUCAGCGAGCUGGUUAAAGGGUCGCUCAGGCGGGUGGAUCCUGUCUUCCAGUUUCUCUUGCGUGCAAGCCUGGGCGUUCCUGAGGUGAACUCAGUUGGGCGCAAACCGCCAGCUUCAGUCCCGAUUGUCACCGAUGAAGACGCCCGAGUGCUCAUUACAGCCUGUCGAGACGACCAAGUGCUGCUACAAGACCACGCCGCCACGCUCGUGUCUGAAAUUUUGCGUUGUCCUUCUGUCAGCAGUACCACUUUGAUUCUAUUGUAUGAAACACUUGAGGAACAAAUGGCGUGGCAUGCUGCUGGCACAAAGUCGCGCGACCGACUCCUUGCCGCGUUUCAAACUGGGCUCACAAAGCUGACCCCGCCCAACAUCCGUGCUUUGCUCAGCCGACCGAUAGAGCCUGGCUUGUCCUCCCUUGUUCAGCAAUUUCUUUCGGAUCAGUUUGCACAACAGCAAGUGGUGUGGUGGCGUGAGCAUCCUCAGGACACCCAGUCACUUCUUGAGCAUACCUUGCGCUGCAAUUCCGCGUUUCAGCUUGAUUCUACCGUGACAGCUGACUCUUGGGACACGUGGAGGUGCCAUCUCGCAGUUUUGCGUCACGUGCGACCAAGCGAGCUGGGCGCUGUGUCAUCUGCAAGGCACUUGGACCUCUUGCUCUCCAGCGGUUUCCGCAAUCAGUCUCCACCAGAAUACGCGGUCAUUCUGCAACGCUAUGCUGCCGAGCCUGGCCCUAUUACCGAAACAGACGUUGGUGAUCAGCUGGUGGAACGCCUGGUUCAAAUGUUUUCACUGCCAGUACUGCUGCACCAUACCAUUCAUGACAAGUGCUUCACGAUCGAUGCCCCACCUUCAAUGCUUGUACUGCACGCAAAAGUUUUGCAGCAGGGUGCCCAGAGACAAUCUGCUCAGCUGGAGCCAGAUGCUCAGCUUUUGCAGGGGCUCUUAGGUUUGGCUCUGCCUGACCUGCAGGCGCUGAGCCUUCAGCUUUACGCUAGCGCGUUGCGCGUGGAGGCGGCUAUGCAAGGGCCGCCGGAGCAUGAUGCCCUGGGUCUUCUCUUGGCUAACCUGGCGUAUCAACGAUCAUUUUGGAAUCAAAUCAUGGCAGCUCUGCACGCUUCAGACGCCGAAGCUCCGAAAAACCAUCUCGCAGCCGCAAUUCGUAGCGAGCCACGCGUCGCAGCGGUCGUGCACGCAUGGAACGAUACUGUGCGCGCUGUGCACAAUGGCUCGGCCACGCUGGCGUUUGCACGUCAGCUGUGCGAGUCCUGCAGCGACCAGCAACUUCAACAACUGUACCGUUGGGCAGACACGGACUGCGCCGUCCUUGAUCCGACUUUGGACCUGCGCCAAGCCGUCACUGCCUACCAAGAAAAGAUGGAGGUCGUCCGAUCAGCCCUCGACUAUCUGUUGCAGUCUGCGCGCAUAGCCGAGGCCGAGGCAACCGCCCGCCAUGUCGAGGCGCUUCAAGUACAGCUUAGUCAGUUUGAAGCCGACGCCGAGAGCUUACCGCGUGCCGAUUGGUUGCUUCCUGAGGAUCUACGUGCGUUUCUUGCCUAUCGUGCAGCACCUCUUGAUUCGCAAGUACUACAGCACGUGGUUUGUCGCGAGCUACGCGCUCGCUCCUUGAAUGUGAGCAAUGGUCUUCUGAUCAACAACAGCGACGAGGACGAAGACGCCUUUGUUCUUGAAGACCACGGCGACACGGACGAUGAAGAUGCUUUUAGCCUAGGUGACGGAGACGGUGAUGGGGAUGAAGAUGGUGCUCUUAUCAAUGAUGGUCAAGAUGAGGAUGCGAUCGAGGGGGCUGAGGCUGCUGGGGCUUUAUCUAAUGUGGGAGCUUUGAUUCACAGCGUGGUACUGGAGCGUGAAAGGGCCCAGCGCUCUUUGGCUGAUCCACUGGACGUCUCUUAUGCAGGCUUAUUGGAGCCUGUUCAGCAGACACUGGAUGAAGAUCUUCGUGCCAUUUUACAGCCCGAGGCCAAUCUCGUGACAAUUGCAUGGGUGUUUCAAUGCCUGGCGCGCGCACCCAUCGAGCAGCGCCGCAAGGAGACCGAGAUGUGGUUUUCGCGCCUUGAUCUUGGCAGAUACCGAGGGCAGCCAGUCGAACUGGUCCAAUUGCUCUGGAGAGCAGUUGAGAUACAAGACCGUAGUCGCCUCCUGUCGCGCUUGGCAGAACUGCUGCAGCCCUUUGGGAUUCGCGCUUCAGGCCAAUUGCUAGACAUUAGUGCCAACGUCCUCGAGCUGUUGUCAAAUCUCGACACCGAAUUGCAAGUUUUGAGCGACUGCUUCGCCCUGCUCGACGCACAAACGAAUCGCUUGUCGGUCAACAUCUGGGCGGUGGUCCGUGAGCUUGCUCAUGGCGGCGAGCUUUUUGACCUGCUCCGGAUCUCCCUCGAUGAGGAUGUGCGUGGUCUCAUCAUGGGCGCCGAGAGCGUUUCCGCAGACCAGUAUGCCGCCUCUGAGGCAGCCGUCAAUGACUUUGUCACGCUGCAUCACAUUAUUGCUCCCACUCUGCGCAGCCAAGGCACCAAUGUCCAAGGCUGGCUAGCCCAUCUAGUGCAACAGUUCGAUCAGCUCAAUGACCGCCAACAGCAGCAGGCUGGAGUACCGGGUGGCAGAGAUCUAGCAGUACUGGUUCAUUCAUGCUGCACUAGCGCGCGAUCCCUUCGCAACCUCUGGGAAAACGUGACGGAUCGAUCAGGAUCAGCCAAGCUCCGCAUCCAGCAUUUGAUGCAAAACCAGCCCAAACUCUCUGUGCGCUGGAAUUCGACCACACACUCACAUGCCAUCACAGUCGAGACAGUCAGCGACAACGCGCCUGCUGGUGAUGCCCAGCAACUGAAUUGGGAUCGCUUGCAGGAUCUCCGUGCGCGGUCACAACUGUACGGCUCGGCCGAAGCAGAUCUAGCCCGAGCCAUGACCGAGUUUCGUGCCGCAUGCGCGGAAGCUGAUCGUCUGAAAGCUAUAGCCAAGGAAUAUGCGACGUGCGGCUACAUGGGUGCCUAUCUUGACGAGGCUUUUACGACUGAUUUUCAGCAAGAACCGCUCAAAGCCUUAAGCACCGAGCUAGAGUGCGAAUUGGAAGGAUGGACCGCAAUCAUUGAUCAGAGAUGCACUGAAUCACCCGAGCUGGCUCGUUUCCCCGGACCACAAUUGGUUUACGUAUAUGACUGUUUUCAAAGCGUCCGUGAGACCAACUCGUUGGACAACUUGUGGCCCCUCGUGGCCUACCUGAGUUAUGAUGUGUUGCCAAACGAAGAUGAUGUGCUCCGCAUUGCCCAGAAUUGGGCUCAGUCCUCACCAAACAAGAACACCCAACGCUCUGGCCUACUGCUUGAUAAUUUGUGCGAAGCUCUACGCGCCCUGCUGCAACUCACCGAGGCCACCCUGGGUCCGAAUCCGGAACCACAGCGUUAUCAGCCGCCGGGUGCGCUCGAAUUGCCAACCCAUGAUGGGACGCGACCACAGGUACUGGCUUGCCAGAAUGACCUUAGUUGCUUAUGUGCCCUUCAUCUGCCCUUUGCCCUUGCGGGAGCGCGACCGUCGAGCGCACAUGUCUUGAUCUGUGACUCCUCCACCACGGCCUUACAAAUCCACCGCUUUUUACAGCUGGGCUGGGGAACGGCAGCUGCAGGCGAUAGCACCCCAUUUGUUGUUUAUCGCCCAGACUACCUGCACGAUGAGGUUCAGACGGCACUGGUGAAAUUGCAGACUCAACGUCGGGGCUAUUUUUAUAUCAUUGCAUUGCGUGGUCCAGGCGGCCAGGCAGUUGACCACGUGAGCAUGUCUAUUCCAGCCGUGCAACACCAGCUGCCGGAUGGCAGCCGAGAAAAUCUUGCUGCCUUGGUGCGCGCAUGCUUUCCUGCACGCUGCGUCAGUUCGACUGUAGUGAUGUCGCAAGCGCCGCGCCAAGGCAAGAGUCGGUGGAUUGAGCAGCAGGUCCCUGAGGAACAGAGUUUUGCGCUGCUAUCCAUCCAAGACGAUCCUGACCUUCUGGCUGUGCAAGCCGCGUUGGAACAAAUUGUCACACGUCAUCCUUGCCACCCUGACCAGCCACCCUUGGUCGUGCACGUUGAUAUCGGCCCUCUGGUGGCUGAGCGUGCCGUGGCCGUGCAGAAGUUGCUGUUGCACCUCCUCUUGCUCCAAGCCACACCAAGCUGGUGCAAGCUGGUAUCCCUGAGACCAGGGACCCGCUUUUACAUUGAGCUGGCCAACACAGUUGGCAACCACCUCGAGCAGUGCAUGCCUCUCUUGCGUGCCUUGCAGUGGGAGUUGAUUGAAAGUACGGUCAACGACCUGCGCGUUCCAAGCGAUCCGAAUACGCCCGUGCAAAUUGUGUGUCGCUACCUGUAUCAACUGGAUGCUAACAAUGUAGAGGCACCUCUGACCGAUGAACACACCAGUGAAGCGCUGGAAGAGGAAGUCUGUCGCCAACUUCUUCAACGACACUUUCUUGAACAUCAGCCCGCGGCAGGCUACGCAGAACUGGACGUCUUCAUCAGCAUCCUCCAUCAGCAACUUGUUCGCUUUGACAAAUCUAUUUUUCUAAAACCCGACGUGCUACGUGACAUGUCCGUGCCUCGCGGCUUUCGCACACGGCUUUUGCGACACCUCCUGGAGACGGUGCGCACAUUUGCUGCUCGCUCCACCCUCGCAGCACGUGAGCGCCAGCAACAUCACGAGGGCAAUCUCGUUGAUGCCAUGCUUGCGUCAUUCUCAGAGUUUGUGCGGUGGGACGAUGCGACGCACAUCCUCGUUCUCAUGCAGGUUGACGGCUGCAUUUCAAUCUUGUACAAGGAUCCCUCGGAUUUAGAUGCUGAAAUUCGGCAACUUUUACAAAGCCAGCUCGAACCGCCAAAAUCCCUGGCCAGUUCGUCUCCGGAACAAAUGAUUGAAAGAUUGCGUGCCCUGACCUCCCAUAACGAUGCACAUCGUCCUCCUGUUGGCAACUACUCCUUGACAGCCGACAAUAUGCUCAAGAUGGCGAUGAUUGUCCUGCGUGCCGAUGCGCUUCAGCCCAUCAUCUUGAUGGGACAGGCUGGCAUUGGUAAAACAAGCCUUUUGCAAGAACUUUGCCGCAUAGCCGGGCACAUUUUCCGUCAGCUACCCCAUCAUGCUGGAACCACACGCCAGGACAUUGUUGCGUUUACACAUCAAGUCAUCGAAACAGCACGCGGGGUACCCGAUCAACAGGUAUGGGCGUUCUACGACGAGGUCAAUACCUGCGAGUACCUCGGUCUCUUGACUGAUAUUCUCGUGCGCCGCAAGUUGUACACGGAUCCGCUGCCUGAGAAUUUGAUCGUCAUGGGGGCAUGUAACCCGUAUGAGCGUCGCGCACCACCAGUGCGUCGUGCAGGGCUGGCCGUGGAGAACAAGCGACAGGGCCGAGUCGUUCAGACCUUUGACGAGCGUUCGCAGUUGCGCUACCGCGUGCACCCGCUACCCGAAGCCAUGCUGACCUAUGUCUGGGAUUUUGGUGCCUUGGCUGAGGCAGAUGAGGCCAAUUACAUCGAACGGAUGCUUAUGCAACACGUGCAACUGCGCGCCCCCGGCCAACUUGCCUCCUUGGCCCAUGGCCUGUCUCGCCUUCAUACAUUUUUGCGCCAGGAUGGCCGCAGCGAAGAAUUUGUCGUCAGCUUGCGAGAUGUUCGUCGGUUUUUGGUGUUUUACAAGUUUUUCCAAGACUAUAUCGCACGCCGCGAUAGCCUGGACCCUCCCUCUUCUCAUGCUGAUAGUUACUGGUAUCACUUUUCACGCAACGUCAGUGCAUCAAAUCGCCUGCACGCAUUGCAUGGUCAGAGAGAGGCCCUCAGCGUGGUGCUGUCCAUUCAGCUUGCGUACAUUGUGCGCAUGCCCGUCACUGAAGAACGUCAGAUGGCCCGCGAAACGUUUCUUCGCUGCGUUCAAGGAUCUCUGCUCCCCAGCAACUUUGACAUCAAGUCCUGGCGUCAAGUUGUCAAUGCCGAGGAACGCAACCUUUAUGGCCGCAUGGAUACAUCAGCGUAUCCCAACUUGGCCAUGAAUCGGGCACUGCUCCAAAACGUGUUCUCGCUAACAGUGUGCGUCCUCACUCGCACGCCGAUCAUCCUGAUUGGGGCGCCUGGCAACUCGAAAACCGUGGCAACCACCAUUGUGAACUGUAGCCUUCGUAACCUCGACUCGCGAGAUCCUCUGCUUCAAACCUAUGCGGGCGUUCAGCUUUUUCCCUACCAAGGAUCGGAGGACUCGACCUCCGAGGGCAUUGAGAAGGUGUUUCGCCAAGCUCGCGAUUAUGCGGCCAAGCCACGGUAUCAGCAAACCUUUCCCGUUGUUCUGAUGGACGAGAUUGGUCUGGCCGAGCAUUCACGCUUCAACCCGCUCAAGAUUUUGCAUAAACUGCUAGAGCCGUCCGCUGAGCAACUCGAGCCACUGGCCGUGAUCGGCGUCUCCAACUGGGGCUUGGACACGGCCAAGAUGAAUAGGGCCGUGGUUCUUCAGCGCCCGCCUCCCACCCUGAAGGAACUUGAGAACACAGCUCAAACCAUUUUGGCCACGUUUUUAGAGGAGCAAGAUUGCAAAGAGAUUCAAGACUUGGUCACGAAGGUUGUGCACGCCUACAACGAACUUGUCUUACAACCCAGCAAUGACAGUUUUUAUGGCCUCCGCGACUUUUAUGCGCUGUGCAAAGCGAUUGGCAAGGGUGCCAAGCUUUUGAGAGAGGCGCGACAACCACUGCAAAAAGGCUUGGGUCGCAUUGUGAUCUCUGCAGCUGCCCGCAACUUUGGUGGACGUAGCACUGAUUUGACUAGCGUCUGUGAGUUGUUUUGGACCCACAUUGCUCCUCGGACGCGAGGUUCAAGAGCACUCUUGGUUCCGACGGCUCUUGAGUUGCUCGAAAAUAAUCUGAAAGAUUAUCAAGCACGUCACAUGUUGCUGGGCACGGAUGGGUAUGCGGCGAUGGUGGCCCUUGAUCAAUUGCUGCCACCCGUCGAACAAGUGCCCCGAUUGGAGCUGGUUGGCAGCGCGUUUCCCGAUGAUCGCCUCCAACAGGAGUAUGUCUAUGGCAAGCUGAACCAGAUUAUCCACUUUAUGGAGGCUGGAGGGGUCCUGAUCCUGCGCCACCUUGAGUUUUUGUAUGGCGCUUUGUACGACUGUCUGAAUCAAGCGUACGUGACCAUUCAGGGGAAGAGAAACUGCCGCAUUGCUUUUGGUCAGCAUUCAAAUCCGCUGUGCCCGGUCCACGCCGAGUUCAAGUGCGUUGUUAUCAUGGAUCAAAACAAAGUGCAGACGUACGAUCCCCCUUUUUUAAACCGCUUUGAGAAGCAGCUGAUUGACUUUCCUGGGCUUUUGGCCACCGGUCAGCACCGUCAAUGGUGGGAUCACAUUCAAGCAGACAUGAAAAUGCUGGCCAGGGCUGCAGGCCUGUCGGAAUCGGAUGCCUUCGUAGCGGUCAACAACACAUUGCUUGCUCACGCGGUGUUGCCUGCGCUGUCCAUGCCUGGUGAUCAUGGUCAAGGUUGUGCCCAAGUCCCGUACGGCCUCGUUCAACACUGUGUGGCGCGUGCUUUGAGUGGCAUUCUCUCGGUAGAGGCGUACCUUGGCCUCAAUGCUUCGCCGGAGGCUUCAACUAUGCCUCUGGCGCGCCUUAUUCUGCAGGAAGUACUGCAACGGCCCGUCGAGUCCCUGCAAAGCUGGCUUCCGCAUGCUGGACCUAUCAGUGUGCUACUGACGUAUGAUUCACCCUUUGCGCAAUUGCCACUUACCGCGCGCCAUGUGGUACAUGACAUACGGACGUUUCAGAGCGAGCGGGAGUUGCAGACCCGUCUGGAUGACUUUGUGCGUGGUGACAGCGAGCUGUGCUGUCUGCGGCUUCACGUGGCACAGUUGAGUACUUUGGAUAUCAUCGUGCAAUUGGCCCAGCAACGGCGCCAGCAACUCAACACGGCUGAAAAACAGCUUGUGCUCAUUGUGUUUGUACCUCGAUCAAAUUCCGCGAGUGCUGCUUCUUGCCACCUGCCGGCCAAUGUGCCGAUGCAGUUUGUUGACGCGCUUGACAUGCCAAAGCUGAAUCGCGUGACACUAAGGCAAAUUCGGUUUGAGGAGCUUGUGCACACCUUUGUUCCAGACGUGCAAUCCUGGCUUCAGCAGCCUGCGGGCAUGUGGCACUGCUUGGCGCGCACAGCCAAUGGCCCAGUGGCAACCAUUCAAGAGCUUACCACCCGCUUGCUCCUGGCAUUGCGCGAGCGUGAUGAUGUGAGACAACUAUGGUUGUUUGUCACUAAGAUCGGUGCCACGUAUCUUGCCUCCAUGGGGCCAGAAGAUUGGGUGCAACUCGUAGCGCGGGACGUGGAUUGUCGGCAAGAAGGCCUGCCAUUUUGCAAAACAGUGGAGGAAGCCUGUGUUCGCGCCUUGCAAGCGGCAAGCGCUCGCAUCGUGCACGAAAUGCUUGCGCAGGGCACUUUGCAAGCCUUGAUCGAGCCGGCCGAUUGCUAUGAGCAAAUAGAUCCGUCUGGACGCUACGAUAUUCGCAUGCGGCAUCGUGCGCUCAACUUGGCUGUAGAGCGCGACGCUCGAGUCGCUUGUGAGCGCAUGCAAGGCAUCCCACGCCCUCUCGGCCUCCACGAGCUGCCACCUGUGCGACUUCUUCCUGGUCUAAGCAGUAUGCAGGCUUGGCUGCCUGGUGUAGCGAUGGCGUGCAGUGCCCUCUCGCAUGAGGUGGACAAUUUGAGUGAUAGUGCCAUGGAUACGUCGAGUGAUGAGGGAUCGGCAGCGGGGCCGGCUUCUCAGGCCUUGGCAUACCUUGAUGACCUCAUUUCGUUUGAGGAGAACCCUGACAUCAUGGUUGCCUUGCUUCUGGAUGCGGCGCGGCUGCUGGGAUGGGCCCAAAAGGACGUCGAGCUGCGCAUCUGUGCAAUUUUUGCACGUUCGCUGCCACAGCAGUUUCAGUAUUCGCCCUCGGUGGCAUUACGACGCUGGAUGCAGAUGGAAAGGGAUGUGCGAAGCUUGUUAGUCUUAGUGCAGGCGCUUCGAUCUGUGAUUGGUGAGGUUGAAGCACACCAAUUCCUCAUGACCGGAAUUUAUGGGGACGAUAUUGUUCCUCAAGUGACCACGACUUUACGCCAUGCCUGGCGAGAGCGAAUCCUUGGCGCAAGAGAUCGCCGCACGAUCGAGGAGCUGUCUGAGGCCCUACGUGUCGUACCAUUUAAUCUCAGCCCAAGCACGCCAAUUGGAGAGAUGCCUUGGCAGUUGCUCCUUGAAGAAUCUCGUGACGUUGCUCGCCUCCGCCUCAUGUAUGCCAUGCUAGGUCACAUGCUUGAAGGAGGGCUGCCCGUCAAGGACAUACAAACGACGGUGCGCAUUGCAGAUGACUCUGCGAUGGCUCCAGGCGAUGACCUGUUUGCGCAUUUGCGGGUGCUUUUUGAUCAGUGCUUGCGUGACGGCCGCGUUCGUGAGCUGCGUGCAGUGGCCGAAGCCAUGGCUGUCUUUAGUGACUUUGUGCUGCAGGCGAGCUUGUUCACACCCUCCGCUGAUGAAUCAGUUCUGGAGAUUGUGGUGCGCCAUGUGGCAGAGUGUUUGGAUGCUCUUCCAGAACAAGUGAGCUGUGACAUUUGCAUGGACUCGGUGCCCGACAUGCGUCUGCCUUGCGGACACCAAAUGUGUGAAGAGUGCGUCGAUGAAUGGUUCAAUCAAUCAGGACACAACAAUUGCCCCUUUUGUCGACGGACCACAACCCAUGACCAACUGCAUCGUGUAGAGACACAGGCGGAGGCGACUCACGAGCAUCUGGUGAACGCCCAAGAUCCUGUCUGGCCUGCCAUUGCGCGCAUUUUGCAGCGUGUCGUGGACUUUUGCCACGCCAAUGGCGACGAUCUGGCCACUCAAUGUGUGGGGAUCAUUGAAUCACCAGGCACCUUGCACAGCAGCCUACUCUGUAACGCAACACGAGGUCUUCGGGACCGCUCUUUGGGUCAUCCUGCCGCAAUUUUGCUGAUUGAGGCCGUUCAGACGCACUUGAACGGUCUGGAUGGUCUGUAUGCAUUUGCUGAGCGGGCUUUACACGUCGUUUCUACGGACAGGCACAUUCCGACCGUCAACGCGCGCAACAUGAUCUGCGUUGCGGUGCUUCGUGCUCUCAUUCAUCAAGCUGUAGAUGCCACUUUGCUGGCAAACUGGGAUCUGGAUCGGCUUUCAGACUCUGCGCGAUGGAUCUGGGACUGCUUUGCAAACGCACCGCAAGUGGCUCAAGUUUUGAUAUUCAAGCACCUUCGCUUAAAAGCCGAGUUUGGUCUCUUGCGUGAGCAUGCAGACCGAUGGCGUGAAACGCUCCCGUGGAUCGCCCAGCUACCCUGGCCUGAGCAGCAAGGUGCACAAGACGAUCAGUGCAAUGUCUUUGGCCCCUUGUCAUCUGAUGUGGCACGCGCUGCUUGGGCUGAGCAACAGUUUGCAGCUUCAGGGGCUGUCGGGACAGCCAAUAGGAGCAAUGCCACUGCCAAUCAGCCAACUAGCGGCGCUGAUGCACCGCCUUCCUUGCGUGAGUCGGCCAUGCAAGCCGAAGUUGCUCGCGAGCUCACAACACGCCAGAACGACGUUACAGCUGGAGCUUUUCGCAGUCUACUUGAUGCACCCCCUGCACAGCUGGGCCCGAUGCCUCGGCAGUUUGCUGCAGCGGCCAACGUUGACUGGACGACGCGACUGCAGCGUGCUUGGACAACAACAAUGCCUCCGAAUACCCAAACAGACGUGCCCGGCUCAGGGCAUGCUGGCCGAUACCUCCAUCGGUUGCUUUUGCACUUUAGCAUUGUAUUCCCAGAGACUAUGGCACAGGAUAAUUAUCUGGCCGCCAUGAUCUAUGGGGCCGAAGUGUGCAACCGCAGCUUCUUGCCAGGCCAGGCCGACGACGAUGUCAGUGCCAUUUUGGGCUCUGUGGCCGCUGUGACACGUGUGUACAACUGCCCGUGUGGGUUUGUUUAUGCCGUGGGUAAUUGUGGCCAGCUCAACCAGGUGUCCACUUGUCCCAAUUGCCGUUCGCAAAUUGGCGGGCAAUCCAACAACACACCUCGACAGACAACCAACACUACACCUGGCUACCACCCUCCAGUUCUCCAAGCUGCAAAUCAAACACCAGCCCCAAUUCGUUCUGUACAACCUGCCACGCUUAUUAUUUUGGACAUCUUGUGCAGCGUGAGCCUUUUGUUGGCCACAGAAGUGAACGCAGCCGUUGUGGCUGAGAUAAUUGAGCUCCGUACAGAUGCUGGCGGCCUGCUCUGUACCCGAUUUAGCGUCCGCAUGCGUCAGCUGACGACACUGUGGGGGUUGACGCUGGAAGAGACGAGCCAUGUCCUGCAUCGACUGGUGCAGGACCUGCCCCGUGAUUUGCAAGGUCAUGGAAUUCCAACCACUACGGCUGCGCGAGAUGCCUUGGAGACCCACCUGCAGACGAGUUGGACCCAGCAGCUAGCAGACCCUCGGACGGCACACCAAGCAUGGGUCGACGUGUGCACCGCAGCUGAUGCGUCACGGCAAGAGGUGUCGCAUUUUGCGUUGUGGCUACAGGAACGACACGAACCUGAUUCUGAGCUGGAGGAAGCGUUCCGCUUGGCCCCUGCAGUCACUUGGCCUGCUCUUGAAGGCCGCCUUCGAUCCGAUGCUCGCGUUGCAUCAGCCUUGCCCUUGCUACCGGCCGUUGUGCAGGUUCAGCCCAUGCUCUUCAACGCGGCACAGCUCUGGCCGUUGUGGAGUGCGUGUGUGCAGAUGAUGCAUGCCGCUGACAGUCAACUUCUACAAACCGAUCAAGUCCAAGCCAUGCGCUUGACGGAUGUGAUCAACAGAGGCCUUGUGGAGAACUCGGCAAUUGAAGGCUUCAUCACAGCUUGGAACACGCUUCGGUCCUCGGCUCCGCAUGACCUGCUCGGGGCCGACGAAGAUAGCCCUCACGGCCGCUUUGAGUGUCGCGAACUGAUGCCAUUGCCCGCGCUUUCAUUGAGCUCACCUGCAACAAGACUCCUCCCCACAGAGGAUGCUGAUGGGGAUCAACUGCGCGCCCUUCUGGCGGCCCUGAUUGCCCAGCACAACAACUGCUUGCAGCAACUCUUAUCGGCUGCGGGCCAGCGGCACCAUGUCUUGUUGGCGCAAGAACCACGGCGCGCUUUUGCACCUCAGGUACCCCUCUCCGACUGUGAUGCCAGCUGCCUAAUUUCGCUUGAUAAUGCCGCUACUUUGGAUGGCAUUUGGCUUCCGUAUGCCAUGCGCGCCCCGGGCUUUGGAAAUGGGCUGACACUGAUUGCCGAUUGGCGGGCACUGGAUGCAAUCUUUUACCACAAAUUUGUUCGCAAUAAAUUUUUGAUUGAAUUCGAAGCUGCACCGUUGUUCAAAUACAACCAGCCCGGUGUGGCUUUCCUUCGUGCCUUGGGCGUUUUCGCGGUUUCUCACAACCAAGUGCCUUUGGCUGAAGAUGCAGAGCAGCCAUUGAUGAUGUCGGAGUUGCGGCAAGCUCUAACGCCGGCACAGCACCUCCUGGAGUACCUGGUCAGCCAUAGCGGCGACUUGACCGGUCUGAGUGCGGAUGCAACCUUGGCGAGGGCCUUAGAGCGUCUGGGAGAUCAAGGCGCCAUGCAAACGGCCCGUGCGAGCUGCAUUAUGCCUCGGCUUUUGCGCGACGUUGAGGGCUUGGUGAACGUCUUGUGCCGCCUGGAGCUGGAAGUUCGACCUGGUCGUUUGCGUCUCAGAAACUUUCCUGAUGCUCUGGAGCCUGAUCUGGCCCGACGCGUUCAAACAGCACGCUCGCGCCACACAUCAGAAUUGUGGUUGCGCCUCCCUGAUGCACUGCGUCGCGUCAUUGUGUACGUUUGGCCCAUGUACGACCUUGGGGAACAAGCUUUCCAAGCCGAGCUUGGUCUUUUUCUUGAUGAGGAGGCAAUGUUUUUCCCUCGUUUGCAAGGAGUGGACCCCUCAGACAUCUUACCAGCGGAGCUGCAGCUGAAGCACGCGUAUGCAUUGCUACGUUGGCUUCAAUCACGGGAUGUUCGCUCUUGUUAG